Molecule: messenger RNA, 1023 nt
Organism: Closterium sp. NIES-65
Lineage: Eukaryota; Viridiplantae; Streptophyta; Zygnematophyceae; Desmidiales; Closteriaceae
Source: the annotation of a GenBank genome assembly
AUGUCAACUGGAGAUGGCACGAAUUCGCUGGUCCACGUCAGCAGCAGCAGGCCCGACGUGUGGUGGUCCUUCCCUGACAACAUCGCCAAGAGACUGCCGUUGCCACCCGGCCGCUGGCAGAGAAUAGAGGUGCGUGGGGAGGGUUGGGAGAGGGGAGGUGCAGCUUUACGUUCCCUCUCUUCAUUCAUGCAUGCUUGCACAUCUUCCUUAAACUCCCUCGCCUCUCCUACUCCAUACCCACGCUGCUCGCCUCCCUCCCUCCCCUCCCUCCCUCCCUCCCUCCCUCCCUCCCUCCCUCCCUCCCUCCCUCCCUCCCUCCCUCCCUCCCUCCCUCCCUCCCUCCCUCCCUCCCUCCCUCCCUCCCCUCGACCACCUGUGAGCGACAGCAGUCUGGCGGGCAUAGGAGGGGCGGCUGUGGGACUGCCUGAUACCAUACUGAGCUUCUCAGAUGUGCUGCUUCUCAAAUUGGCCAUGGGAGGGGAUCAAAUGGAGGUAGGCAUGUUUGGUGGGGGUGGGGGUGGGGGAACGGGUAUAGGAAGGAAGGGGGGCUCUGAGUUUGAGGCCGCCAUGCUGAGCUUCUCAGACAUGUUGCUCAUGCAGGGCAAGCGUGCCGUGCCCGUUGGGGGUGGUCAAGUGGAGGGCCUGGAAGCAGCGGCAGCCUUUGUGACACGCCUGCUGCCCUCACUAGUCGACUCGCGCACUGUUGCUCCACACACACAGAACUUGGAGUUUGGGCAGCAGUAUGAGCAAGAACCUGGGCAUGAGCACCGGCAGCGGCUGCAGCAUUUCCAGCAGGACUGUGGGAGCGAUGUGAGGGUGGUGGGCGACGAGAGGAUGGUCGAUCUUCAUAGGGACAGGCAACACACACUCACGCCCCACGUGACAGAGAGGGUGCGAGUGUAUGCAGCAGGGAGGAGGAUGGGCACGGGCAUGGGGCCGACAGUGGCGGAGGCAAAGCGAGAUGGAGCAGCCAAGGCACUGCUCGCAUGGGGUAAGGUGUUCGGGGGAGGAGUGGGGGAGUGA